This is a messenger RNA of Racocetra persica, 285 nucleotides long. Lineage: Eukaryota; Fungi; Glomeromycota; Glomeromycetes; Diversisporales; Gigasporaceae. The record is from the annotation of a GenBank genome assembly.
CCUGGUUAUUAUGGACCAAAAGGUCAGAGUAUUAUUGCUGAAACUUUGCAAAAAAUUUAUGUGAACACCAAAAUUAUGACCAAGGUAUCUUGUGCUCCACAAACUCCAGUUAAAUACUUUUUUGAAGUUAUGAUCCUGGAAACUGCUGUCCAUCUCAUAAUAGAUAACUUGGGCUGUGAAUAUGAUAAAGCUAAAGAAACAAUAAACAAGAGUAUGGUAUAUGGAAAUAUAAUUAAUCCACUUGAUGAGAUUAACGAGAGUGAAAAUAAAAUCAAUGAAGUCUAG